AUGAGGUUGUUGCAGGACUUUCAUGUGGGCUGUGAUCGGAUUUUGGGAUCUGAUGCCAGAGAAGAUAAGUGUCGAGUGUGCGGUGGUGAUGGAAAUACAUGUGAGACGAUUGAGGGACUCUUCAACCAGUCACUACAUGAGACAGGAUAUGAGGAAGUAGUCUGGAUUCCCAAAGGCUCUGUCCACAUUGAAAUUCGUCAGCUCAAUGUAUCACAAAACUACCUGGCCCUGAAAGCAGAGGAUGGGAAUGAAUACUUCAUUAAUGGCAAACCUCCACCAGAUACCACAAAGAAAUUUGAUGCUGCUGGGACCAUAUUCCACUAUAGAAGACCUCAGAAUGAGCCAGAGUCACUUGAAGCUUUAGGACCCAUUAAUGCAACACUAGUUCUGAUGGUUAUGAUGAGAGAGGAGGUAUUUGGUAUUCGCUACAGGUUUAAUGCUCCCAUCAAUAGACAUACACAGACCGGGUACAGCUGGCAUCUCUUACCAUGGACUAAAUGCUCUGCACUAUGUGCUGGAGGGGUGCAAAUGCAGUAUGUUGUUUGCAAAAGACUGUCGGAUGGAUCUGCAGUGUCUGAUGACAUGUGUGACACACAAGACAAACUACAGGAAAAGCAGCGUCUAUGUAACACUGAACCUUGUCCUCCUGAGUGGACAGUGGGUUCAUGGUCUGAAUGUAGCCGGAGUUGCAAUUCUGGUGUGCGUACCCGCAAUGUGAUCUGCCAGCGGAGGGUAUCCUCAGGGGAGGGGAAAUAUCUGGAUGAUAGCAACUGCCCAACACCUCGCCCAACCAUGCUGGAGCCCUGCAACAUGAAAGCAUGCCCACCAGAGUGGGUUGCACUGGACUGGUCCGAGUGUACUCCAAGUUGUGGUCCUGGGUAUAGACAUAGAGUUGUCCUUUGCAAGUCAGGGGACAAUGAGAACACGCUGCCACCCUCCCAAUGCCAAGGAACAGAUAAGCCAGCAACUAAUAUGAGGUGUACACUGCAACGUUGUCCCCCACCUCACUGGGUGACAGGUGAAUGGUCUGAGUGUUCAGCACAAUGUGGACUUGGACAGCGGAGACGUUCUGUACAGUGUGUGAGCCACACAGGACAGCCCUCAGUGGAGUGUGUAGAGUCUGUGCGUCCGCCUGCUAUGCAGCAGUGUGAAAAUAAAUGUGAAGUUGGACCUUCUGACAGUCCAGAUGAAUGUAAAGAUGUCAACAAAGUGGCCUACUGCCCCCUGGUGCUCAAGUUUAAGUUUUGUAGCCGACCAUACUUCAGACAGAUGUGUUGCCGGACCUGUCAGGCCCACUGACAUUAAUCAGGAGUAGCCAAUCUCUUGUCUUUCUUCUUUUUUUUUUA
Messenger RNA from Bufo bufo (common toad), 1346 nucleotides. RefSeq names its product A disintegrin and metalloproteinase with thrombospondin motifs 6-like. Gene Ontology annotation, biological process: extracellular matrix organization. NCBI's taxonomy places the organism in Eukaryota, Metazoa, Chordata, Amphibia, Anura, Bufonidae. Gene Ontology annotation, cellular component: extracellular matrix. The record is from RefSeq and is a predicted model, not a curated record. Gene Ontology annotation, molecular function: metalloendopeptidase activity. The coding region runs from base 1 to 1299 and encodes 432 amino acids. The transcript has 10 exons.